Ochotona curzoniae (black-lipped pika) is the source of this 2574-nucleotide messenger RNA. RefSeq names its product interleukin 27 receptor subunit alpha (gene IL27RA). Gene Ontology annotation, molecular function: protein binding. The record is from RefSeq and is a predicted model, not a curated record. The transcript has 14 exons. Lineage: Eukaryota; Metazoa; Chordata; Mammalia; Lagomorpha; Ochotonidae. Bases 65 to 1933 code for a protein of 622 amino acids.
GGCGGCGGCCUGCAGCGCUGGCUUUCCGGCUGCGCCGCCGGGUCCCGGGGCGCCGCGGGGCGCCAUGCGGGCGUCCUGGGUCACCCGCUCCUGGGGGCUGUGGACACAAGCACUGGGAUUACUGCUGCUGCUCCAAACGAGCCGCCCGCGAGGCAGCGCGGCGGUACGGCAGUGCCACAGGAUCGCGCCCCUGGGCGACCUGAACUGCUCGUGGGAGGCGCGUGGGGACCCAGCAGCUCCGCUCCUGCUGCACCUGCAGAGCCAGAAGUAUCACCCCAACAGGACGCACACCGUGAGAGUGGCCGCUGGGCAGAGCUGGGUGACCAUCCCUCGGGAGCAGCUGACCACCUUGGAUAAACUCUUGGUUUGGAUGUCCCAGGCGGACCAGCCCUUGGGAUCCCCAAUCUCUGUGAACCUGGAAACCCGAGUGAAACCGAGUGUCCCCCAGUUGUCCCCCGUUGUGGACUUCUCGGAGGAUGAGCCCCUGGAAGCAUCUAUUGAGUGGACACCACCGUCAUGGCCGUCCCAUAAAGUCCUCAUUUGCCAGUUCCGGUACCAGUCAUGCUUGGAAGAGGACUGGGUCCCGCUGGAAUCGGAGGUGAAAACCAUCCCGCUGAGCCCUGUCGAGCUCCUGGACCUGGAGCUGGCCACCAGCUACAGAGUGGCCGGCCGCUGCCGGGUGCAGGAUGAGGAGGAUUUGUGGAGCGAGUGGAGCCCCAGUGUGUCUUUCCAGACCCCGCCCUUUGCUCCAAGGGAUGUGUGGGUGUCUGGGAACUUCUGCAGCAACCAGGAAGUUCUGUUGCUCUGGAAGUCCCCAGGGUCUUGCAUGCCAAUCAGCUACAGAGUGUGGGUGGCUGGCGAGCAGGAGCCCUUUGCUGAAGGCGUGUCCUGCUGCAGUAUCCGCGUGCCCGCCGGUGCCCACUGGGCCGCGGUGUCCGCCACCAACGGCACCCGCUGGGAACUGCCCACCAAUCUCUCCUUGGUCUGUCUGGACUCCGCCCCCCGCAGCGUGGUGGUCCACAGCGGCUCAGCAAGCGGUCAGCUGCGAGUGAGCUGGUGGCCGGGAUCCACGGAGCCCGAGGAGUACGUGGUGGACUGGGCUGGGGAUACAGAACCCCCGGAGGAGGCUCUGACCUGGCUGCGGCUUCCCGCUGGGCGGCACAGUGCCAUGUUGGCAGGGAAUUUCACAAAAGGGGUCCCGUACCGCGUGACAGUGACCGGGGUCUGGCCUUGGGGUCUAGCCCCGGCCCUCCCAGCCUGGGGCUUCAUCGAGGAGCUUGCACCCGUAAUGGGGCCAACGCUUUGGCGACUCCAGGAUGACUCUCCCGGGACCCCCUCCGUGGCCUGGGCCCAAGUUCCCAGGCGCCAGCUCCGAGGUCAUCUCACCCACUACACUGUGUGUUCCCGGAGCGGGGCAGGGCCAGCUUCCUGCAUGAACGUGAGCGGCACUACUCAGAAUGUCAAGCUGCCCCACCUGCAGAGGGGACCGUGCGAGCUGUGGGUGACGGCGUCCACCGUCGCGGGACAGGGGCCUCCCGGUCCCAGCCUCUGGCUUUAUCUGCCAGAUAACAGCUUCAACUGGGCCAUCCUGCCCGGUGUCCUGUCCCUAUGGGGGCUGCUGCUCCUGGCCUGUGGCCUCACGCUGACCUUGUCUGGAAGGUGUCCCCACCUGCACCACAAGGUGCUGCCUCGCUGGGUCUGGGAGAAUGUUCCGGACCCUGCCAACAGUCAGUGUGGCCAGCCCCACAUGGAGGAGGUGCCUCAGGUGCAGUCACCCGGGGACCUGCCCGUCCUGGAAGUGGAGGAGAUCCCAACCCCAGAGCCUACGAUUGUGGCACCACCCCAGCUGCCAGCCACGCAGGACUGUGGAUAUGAGAAGCACUUCUUACCCACCCCCGAGGAGCUGGGCCUGCUGAACACCCCAAGGUCCUAGAUUUCCUGGGACGAUGUGUUGGGGGUUGAACCUGUCCCCAGGCUGCUGCAGAAAUGUGACGAAGUGAAGACACCCAGCCCCGGGGGUGCUGGGUUGGAAGGGUCCCCACCGAGAAGGGACCAGACCUGGGGAGGAAACGCGUUGGCACAAGGGGCCAGAAGAAUGAGUUGGAGUCAGGAGUGGCCCUGUGUGCCUCCCACGCCCACGGUCAGUGCGAGAGAGCUACGGCUGGACACAGAGCCCGCCUCCCUUGCAGCUAAGCAAGCUGCAGCCUGGACAGAGUUCCAGAAAUGGUACCUGUCAACCUUGGGCCUGAAUGGGUCUUAACAGCCUGGGUUUGGGGGUUCUCUGCUCUUACCUGGGAGCUGGGUACCUGUGACCUGGUGCUGGCCGAAGCUAAAGGAAAAGAAAUGGAACCUGGAUCCCCGUCCUCCUGGGUCAGAGACUGGAUCUCCGGAUGACUGCCCAGGUCGGAACCCGGGUUGCUGAGUGACUGCCCAGGUUGGAGCCUGGGUUCCCACCUGACUGCCUGGGUCCCCGAGUGACCGCCUGGGUCUCCGAGUGACCGCCUGGUUUGGGGACAGGGACGCCAAGUGACUUCCUGAGUCAAAGUCAAAGAAAUAAACGUUUCUAUUUUUGUA